AUGGGUCAGAAUUGCGUGCGUCCCUUCUCUCGGGAUUCUCAUGGCGAUCGUUCGUCUAAGGAUGGCGGGCGUUGGCUGUGGCCUUACGGCAGCAACAAGAGCAGCAGCAGCAGCAGCAGCAGCAGUAGUAGUAGUAGUAGUAGUAGUUGUGCUGCAGCCAUAUCACUACAGCAGCAGCAACAGCAGCAGCUGCUGCUAAGAGAGACCCUAGCAGGCAGCAGCAGGAGAUGGAGUGUUGCCUCUCCUUCUCUUGUUUAUUGUAUUAUUAAUCAUAAGGCAGCAAAGCAUGCAGCAAUAUUAUUUGAUUGUAGGAAUCCAUGGGGGCCCCUUUACCCAUCAGAGGGGCCCCAGGGGGGCCCCCCUGAGGGGGCCCCCCUCCAGAAGGUCAAUAAGAGGGGUCACAAACAUAGGGGUCGCAAUCAGAGGGGUUCCCAAAAAGGGACCCAGGGGGGCCACCAAGAGGGGCCCCCAGGGGGGGGGCCCCUAGGGGGGCCCCCAGGGGGGCCCCCUAAGAAGCUACAUUAUGGUGUAUCUCCUUGGAGGUCAAUAGAAGAUGUAAAGAAAGCAAUUGAUGAUUAUAAUGCUGCUCCUCCUUUGCUGCUCCUUAAACAGACAGAACGUCCCGCGGUGUCCCGUUCUGCUGCAGCAAACCCUGCAGCACGAAGCAGCGGGUUUGUGUGGCCCCGCAUGCGCAUGCAAACCCUCCGCCGCCUUAGGUCCUCAGCUGCACAGCAGCAGCAGCAGAAGCAGCAGCAGCAGCAACAGCAGAAGCAGCAGCAGAAGGAUGAGCAGAAGAAGCAACAGAACGGCCAGCAGCAGCAGCAGCAGAAGCAGCAGCAGCAGCAGCAGGAGUGUGACGAUAAGGAGGACGAAGAAAUUGUUGAUAUUCAGCACAUGCAUACAGCAGCAACAACUGUAGCAGAUAGUCCUGCUGCUGCUGCUGCUGUUGCUGCUGCUGCUGCUGCCUCGGGGAAUGUUGCUGCUGAUGGAGUACCAGAUGCUGCUGCUGAUGCAGCAAACAGCAGCAGCAGCAGCAACCCACUGCCACCUGAAGACGAGCCACACAAGACAGAGACACUGCCGCACAACUCAACUCGCGGAGGGAAAGUUGACAGGGAGAAGCUUGCUUCUGCUGCUAUGAGCCGCUUGCAGUCCCAAGGGGCUGCUACUGCAGCAGCAGCAGCAGCAGCAGCAUCAGCAGCAGCAACAGCAGCAGCAACAGCAGCAGCAGCAGCAGAAGCAGCAGCAGCAAAAGAUGCAGAAGCCCGCACCGGGCCUCCCCAUCUACAUCAAUGGCUUGCUGUAGUCUGCAAGCUCAAAACUGUAGUGGCUGUGGGGGAGGGAGACGACGAUCCCCUGUUGCUGCAAUUUUUGCGUUAUUUGCAAAAUGGAGGAAUUCAAUAUACAGAAGCUGUUAUGAAGGACGAGCCUGCUAAAGAUUUCGCUCUUUUUAUUUCUGAUUGCCGCGUGGCCUUCGGAAACCCUCAAGCCCUUAAACACUUCCAAAUACAGGUGUUGCUCUGUUUAGCACCGCCACAGGCUGGUGGUUCUAUCCAACCUUGUUGCAAAACCCUCGAGGGUUUAGGGUUUAGGGUUUUGCAUCUCCCCUUCCGUGUAGACAUUAAACACUUUCCUUAUGAAGAGGCAGCAGCACAUGUCCUUGAAGCUUACCAGCAAAACAAAUCCAUACUUGUAUUUGAUAGUUCUGGGGAAAUUUUUUCUCCAGGGGUUGCCGCGAGUUUUUUAGUUUUGUGUGGUUUUGGUGUUGUUCAUGCUAUGGCUCAUCUGGAUAGUACAGUAGUAACAGAGUUGUAUAGAUUGGCUGGGGGUUUACGACCACCAGCAGAAGAAGGGCCUGUCUUUGGGGGUUCAACAGAGCAGCUCCUUGUUUCUUAUCCAGAGAAUCCAUUGGAUGCAUCACCAAGCACGGAGGCCCUGGAUAACCCUCGUGUAAAAGCAGCCAUCACCAACCACCCGCCUCUCCUCCGCCUCCUUCGUCUUGCGGGCUUCAAGGGGGCCCCCGGGGCCUCCGAGCUGCUGCUGGCAGCAGACGCCUCGCUGUCGCGCUUGCAGGCUUGCUUAGCUGCAGUGCAGCAGCAGCAGCAGCUACUGCAGCAGCAGCAGCAGCAGCAGCAACAGCAGGAGGAGGAGCAGCAGCAGCAACAGCAGCAUGCAGUAGAACAGCAGCAACUACAGCAACAGAACGACGAACAGCACGCGCAGCAAAAGGAACAGCCGCAUCAGCAGCAGGAGCAGCAGCAGGAGCAGCAGCAGGAGCAGCAGGAACAGGAGAAGGAGCAGCAGGAAGAGCAACAGGAACGGCAGCAGCGGGAAGAAGAGCAGCAGCAGCAGGAGCAGCAGCAAGUCUUUGCUGACGUGUUGCAUCAUCAAGAGGAGGAGAUGCAGCAGCAGCUACUGCAGCAGCAGCAGCAGCAAAUAGAUCAGGUACAGCAGCAGCAGGUACAGGAGUAG
This is a messenger RNA of Eimeria maxima, 2472 nucleotides long. RefSeq lists its product as hypothetical. The record is from RefSeq and is a predicted model, not a curated record. Bases 1 to 2472 code for a protein of 823 amino acids. The transcript is spliced from 12 exons. NCBI's taxonomy places the organism in Eukaryota, Apicomplexa, Conoidasida, Eucoccidiorida, Eimeriidae.